AUGGCUAAGAAGAAACCUGAUAAAUCUAACGAUCCUCCGCCUAAAGAAAAGGUAAAAACGAAAGGUAAACCUUCAGAACCUCCUAAACAAUCCAAAGAUGAUAAACCUACCCGAGGAAUUGCCAUUGGGGAGAAUUUUGGUUGGACUGGGAAGUUACCUAUGACUUUAUUAUAUGAACACUGUCAACGUCAAAAAUGGUUAAAACCAACUUUUGAAACCCGUCAAAGUAAAGAUGGCGUCCUUACCAUCAUAACUUUACAAUGGGAGAACCCAAAAACCAAAGAAUUGAUUAAAAUCAGGUAUAAUCCCAAAAUCUCCAAACCUACAUCAAAUGAAUCAAGACAUACCACCGCUACUUAUUGUCUUUACCGUAUAAAUUUCAAGAAGAAUAUGAAAAUGGUACUACCAGUGAUAUUCAGAAGUUACUGGGAUGAACUUGAAGCCGAACGGAAGACCAUAGCUCCAGGAUUACACGAUUUGAUUUAUAGUGAGAAUCCAUUCCAGAGCUAUUUGGAUAAUAAGAAAGCCCAAGAAGAGAAAGCUAAGCAAAGAGAGAAGAAAGAUGUUGAUAAAAGAGAUACAAGUCACGUGAAACAAUUCCAAGAAGCUGUUAAACCCAAGAUCAAGCCCAAAGAAUCGGAGAAAAUCUCCCCUCCUGAACCUAUAAGAUUCUCCAAGAAAGCUUGGGAUAAUUCACCUAUCUUUGACAUCCAUCCGGACUUAAGAGAACAAUUAGAAGAGGAGUUAAAGAAUUAUCCAUGGCCAUCAGAAUUAGAAUCUUCUGCAUCGACUGAUUAUGUACUGAUCUUGAAAAACCUUGGAUUCAAAGAUAUUCAUAUCAAUGAGUGUUUGAAGUAUACUGGGGACUUAACAGAUUCUUUGGAAUGGUUGAUAUUUUACUUGCCCACUGACGAAUUACCGGAAUCAUUCAAAAUGACUAGUUAUAAUUCUCCCAUGAGAGUUACUACCACACGUACGGUAGCUGGGUUCAGUAAUUCUGAAGUUAAACGAGUCAUGGCCGACGUUAAGGAUGAUAUGGUGGUAGUGAAACUUACCCAAUCGUUAGUUCAACACAAAACUCAAGAUAUUGAACUUAUGGAAUGGGAUCCAGAUUUCGACACUUGGGACGAGGAACUCGAGUCGUUGAAAACUACAGGUCACAACGUUACCGGUACCACCAUAGCACAAAAGAAGUACACUUUGAAGUUAUAUAAACCUUCACAGUAUCCUAAUGAGUUACCCGGAUUGGAACUUCAAUCACCAAUACCUAAUUAUACCAAACGGAAGAUAAUCACCGAUGUUCUUACAUACAUUGUUGAUAACCAAUACUUAGGUACACCAAUGGUAUAUGCCAUAAUAGACUGGCUUGAUGAGAAUUGGAAGAAAUGUGUCAAUAAUCCCGGCCCAUUAUAUAUUGAGCCUUCGAAGAAUUUGACCGUGAGCCAACAAACCACUAUUUCUAAACGUUCCAGAAGAGUUCACAUCGAUGAAACCGCUGUUAAGAAAGCUCAUACCGAUAGAGUUACUCAUAAGAACCACGAAACCAUGAUAUCCCAACGUUCGAAUUUACCAGCUUGGGGGAAGAUGGAAAAAAUCCAACAACUAGUCACCAACAAUAAGAUCGUGUUAGUUACAGGGGAAACUGGAAGUGGUAAGUCCACCCAAGUAGUCCAGUUCAUCAUAGAUUCACUCAAUGAACAAGGGGAUUUCAAAUCCACUAUAUUUGUCACCCAACCUCGUCGUAUUUCCGUUCUAGGGUUAAGUGAUAGAGUCAGUGAAGAACGGUGUGGGAAGGUAGGACAAGAAGUUGGUUAUAUCAUCAGAGGUGAUAGUGUUGUAAGCAAUACCACUCGUAUUACCUUCGUCACUACGGGGGUGCUUAUAAGGAUGUUGAAUGAUACUGAUAGCUUGAAGAAUGUUAAAUAUAUCAUAGUGGAUGAAGUCCAUGAACGGUCAGUGGAUUCAGAUUUCUUAUUGAUGUUACUCAAAAGACUUCAAUCCAAACUUCCUAAGCUUAAGAUUGUUUUAAUGAGUGCUACCAUUGAUAAGUCCAUUUUCGAUUCUUUCUUCCAUGAUAAAGUUGGUCAUAUUCAUAUUGAAGGAAGAACUUUCCCUAUUGAUGAUUACUAUCUUGAUGAUGUCAUUGAAAAGACUGAUUUCAAGAUGAUAAUCAAUGGAGCUAUGAUCAAUCCUCGUACCGAUGCCCAGUUCUUCAAAACAGGUCAGAUCAAUUAUGAUUUGAUCGUAUCAUUGGUGGAAUAUCUUCAUCAACAGAACGAAGAAUCCAUCUUAGUAUUCCUCCCAGGGGUCUAUGAGAUCAAUCAGCUAGUUAAGAAACUCCAACACAUUCCAAGAAGAAUUCUCCCCCUUCAUUCUGGAGUUGCCCCUCAAGACCAAAAACUGGUGUUCAAACCAGGUAAUAAGGUGGUAGUAUCCACCAACAUCGCCGAGACCUCUAUUACUAUCCCUGAUUGUACCGUGGUCAUCGAUAGUGGUCGUGUAAAAGUCAUGGAUUAUGUGGCAUCCACCGCCUCCACCAAAUUAGUGGAAAAUUGGUGUUCCAAAUCUGAAGCUCUUCAAAGACGUGGUAGAGCUGGGAGAGUCAAACAAGGGAAAUGUUUCAAACUUUAUACCAAAGAUACCUACGAACUGUUCAAACAAUCUGUGGUCCCAGAGAUCACUCGUAUCAAUCUUGAUAAUCUUUAUCUCAUGGUCAAAUCCAUAGGUAUAGACGAUGUGGAGACUUUUUUGAUGUCAGGGAUUGAUUCUCCUAGUAUUGCCAACUUGAAAGUUUCGUACACCAACUUAAAUAUGAUGGGAUGUUUGAAACAUGACCGUUUAACCAGUCUUGGGAAGUCCAUGAGUUUGAUCCCUACCGAUUUGGUACAGGGAAAAUUGAUCAUUUAUGGGUCGAUUUUUGGAUGUGUGGAAAAUUGUAUUAUCAUCGCUGCCGUUACCACCUUAGGUUCUCCAUUCAUGAGAACGUCAGACAUGGAUUUAAGGAAUACCAUCAAGGGACUCCUUGCACUGUACAGUAAAGGUAAUGGAGAUCUUAUUGGGUAUGUUAACUUAUUUAAAGCUUUCAAGAAUGCUGGAGCCAAAAGUAAGUUCAUUAAGGACAACUAUCUUUCAUUUAAUGCCGUUAAGGAUAUCAUGAGUACCAUCUCUCAAUAUAGAACGAUCUUGAAUGACCUAAAUUUCAAGAUUAAUGAUAGAAAUAGUGACAAUAUGGGGAUUUUAAAGGCCAUCAUCACCGCGGCUUAUUACCCUAGACUCGCUAAGGUCAGUUACCCCGAUACCAAGUACGUUUCCACCACUUCAGGGUCUUUAGAAGUAGAUGCCGAUGCCAAAUUAACGAAAUACUUUAUUCGUAAUCAUACAACCAACGAGAUUUCUCGAGUUUUCGUUCAUCCUGGAUCCACCAUGUUCUCAGGUAAAGUUUAUAACGACAUAGAUACGGAUCCUGAUACGGUCCCAGAUUUGACUCCUGUGGUGGAAAAAUUGGCUUCUAAACCUCCAUUCAUGGUGUACGGGUCAUCUCACAUGACCAGUAAACUUUUCAUCAACGAAUUAACACCAACCUCAUGUGCUGCCGUCAUAGUGUUCGGGAAUGAUAUGAUGUUUGACAUUUCAACCUUGAACAGUCCAGGAAUUGUCAUAGACGGAUGGUCUAUUCGUGCUUGGUGUAAGAAUGCGGUGGUAGCCAAAGUAGCUAGAUUCCUCGUUGAACGAGCCAUUGAAGCCGCAUUAAACGGUCAAACUGUAGAUAUCCUCAGCAUGGUAGAGAAACUUUUUUAG
Yamadazyma jaroonii is the source of this 3798-nucleotide messenger RNA. The record is from the annotation of a GenBank genome assembly. Lineage: Eukaryota; Fungi; Ascomycota; Pichiomycetes; Serinales; Debaryomycetaceae.